AUGGUGAAGAUAUUUGUUGGAAAUGUGAACUUCCCAACCACAGAGCCAGAACUGCGUAACCUAUUUGAGAAAUAUGGUCAGGUGUCGGACUGUGACAUUCUGAAAAACUAUGGCUUUGUGCACAUGAAUGAGGAGGAGGAGGCCCAGAAGGCAGUGGCAGAACUCCAUGAGCUCAAUGGGGCGCGAAUCACAGUGGAGUUUGCCACUACGAAGGUCCGCAAUGCCACAAAGAUCUACGUAGGGAAUGUCCCUGAGGGGACCACAGCUGCUAAGAUAAGAGAGCUCUUCCAGCCGUUUGGUGUGUGA
Molecule: messenger RNA, 306 nt
Organism: Coregonus sp. 'balchen'
Lineage: Eukaryota; Metazoa; Chordata; Actinopteri; Salmoniformes; Salmonidae
Source: the annotation of a GenBank genome assembly